Molecule: messenger RNA, 889 nt
Organism: Pyrus x bretschneideri (Chinese white pear)
Lineage: Eukaryota; Viridiplantae; Streptophyta; Magnoliopsida; Rosales; Rosaceae
Exons: 1
Coding region: 435-737 (100 amino acids)
Source: RefSeq, a predicted model, not a curated record
AAAAACCGAGGAAAAACCGUGAAAUAAUUGAUUCGUUAUGUGUAACAACCACAUUCUGCCGUGAUAGUGAUACGACCUUCGGCCCACUGCCCACUGCCCACUGCCCACUGCCACUGCCCUCUGUCCACCGUACCUCCUCUCUCUCUCUCUCUCUCUCUCUCUCUCUAGAGCGGAAUUUGAGCAUCCCAACGUAACUUUUAAGAGAAAAAGCAUAUCAGUUUGUAGUAGGACUGCAGCUUGCAGCUCAAGCUGCAUAGCUACUUUGAAAGACCAAAAAGGUUGCAUUCACCGUCUAAACCUUUCUCCAAAAGCUUCCUUCUCCUCCUUUUUAUGCCUUUCCAGUUUCCACAAGGAAAAAUUGCAACCCAUCUCUCAAAUUCUUCAGAAAAAAAGUCGAAAAAAGAGAGCUUAAUCCUCGGUUUUGACCUGUGAAUAUGGGGUUGGUGGGAAAGUUGGUUUGGGUGAAUGCAUACAGCAGGAAGCAGUGCAGGAGCUUGUUCUGGAGAGUUAGAGCUGCAUUGAGGAAGGCUAUCAAGAAUUCUGGGAAGCAGCGGCUGAGGACGUUCCAGUAUGAUCCUUCGAGCUACGCCCUGAAUUUCGACGAUGGAAGCUGGAAAUCGGGGGAGGGAGGAGCAAAUGCUGCUUUCAAACUUGCUAGACCUCAGCAUGGAUCGGGUUCGGAUUCGGAUAUCGGCAGUUCUGGGUGGGUUUAUAUUCUUUGGGUGAUUUCCGAGUGAUGUUUUUGGAAGAAUAUGGCGGAGGAAAGUAAAUUGUUAUGUUCUAUUUUUAUUUUUAAUUAGUUUUGUGUUGUGUUAAAAAAUCCCAUGCUUGUUAAAAAGUAUGGUCAUUGUCCAAACGAUGAAUGAAUCCAGGUUAAGCCAAUUGGUCA